Molecule: messenger RNA, 1316 nt
Organism: Loa loa (African eye worm)
Lineage: Eukaryota; Metazoa; Nematoda; Chromadorea; Rhabditida; Onchocercidae
Exons: 9
Coding region: 12-1316 (434 amino acids)
Source: RefSeq, a predicted model, not a curated record
GUUUAAUAAGUAUGCGUAGUCAACGGAUAUAUUGGAUUCAGAGUAGUUGCCGGAUGUUUUAUAAAAAUGGUAAACCGGAAACAAUUGGCUUAACACAUCGGCUUUUAACAGAAGUUGAAGGAAUGAUGUUACUUGAAAAGCGAACAUCAUUAAGAGCUAAAUUAUUAUCUUAUGAUGAUUCACUGCUACAAUCACCUGGAAAUUUACAAUCCACCGCAGCAUUACCAUCAAUAUCCUGCGAUGUCACAUCAUUGUCGCUUUAUAUGACUGGUUCAGAAAAGGAUCGUUAUUCAACCUCAAAACGACAAAAUACACAAUUUUCUACAUUACCAACAAGAUUAAAACAACCAUUAUCAUUACCGAUAAAUCGGAAUUUAUCAGCACAAGCAUCGAUAAUAACAGCCGAAAUUCAACAUGAGGAACAUUUAUCAACACGUGGACGUAAACGUAAAAAACAAAACAAUGACAUUAAUGUUAAUCAAUCAUCAUCAUCAUCUAUCUUAUCAGUACCACAAUAUUCAACCUUUAUAAUGCCAUGUACAAGUAACAAUUCGAAAGUAGUAGAGAUGCAAGAUGAACGACAACAACAAACUGCAGCUACUGCUUGUAUGGGCGCUCCUGAGAUACCGCGGAUAACUCAAAAUGAAAAUUUUACCACUACCGCUGCUACAGUUGUUCAUGGUGUAUCAGGUACCAAUACAUCAAUGAUUCCGGGAUUAUUUCAAUUAUCUCAGGAUUUAACUGGUUUUUCGGGAUUAACAGCAUAUUUUUCCUCGGAUAAUAAUACCGAUACAGUACGACAUGAUCAAAAUUAUCAGUGGUCAUCAUCAACAAAAGCAAACUAUUGGUCAUCAUCGUUAUCAUCAUCGGACUUGCAUUAUCAAAAUUCUAUGACUAAUAAUGCUGGUUAUGCUACAGUAAUUUCGAAUGGAUUUUAUCAAUCUCAAAUGGAUCAAAAUAAUUUAAUACCUGUAAGAAAUCAUAUGGAAUAUCCAACAUUAUUUACUACCAAUAAUUUAGCUUCUACAGAUUCUACUUAUACGCCAACACCAGCUCAAUUGUUGCUAUCGUCAUCAGAAUUAUUACAACCAUCAGGUGUGGUACAACCUGCGAAUUCGAUGUUCAAACCAUCCCUAUUAUUUGAUAUGCCACAACAUUCAACAACAAAUGCUUUUAAUACAACUAUCAAUGAUUACACUCAAUCAAUGGAAGUGAUAACAGCUGAUAACGAUGAAACAGUAGCAAAUUGUAGCAAUACAUCAGGUUCAACGGGUUUUAAUCUAAUCUCAGAAGUAACAAAUACUCUCCUUGGAUAG